AGACAACAUCUCCAAGUCAACUGCGCCAUACUCUGCACUUCAACCCUGCGACAUGGUAUCCCCAAAGAAGCGCAGCGCCCCCGCCACCUCAUCAGCCCCAAAGAAAGCACGCCAAUCCAAACUCGCCAAAGAAAACGACAUCAGCGCCGAAGAAGAAAGCGAGAUCAAAGAAGUCUUCCAUCUCUUCUCAACCACAGCCGAAGAAUUUUCCAAUGAAAAAGAAGGCGUUAUUCCCCGCGAGGACGUGCGCAAAGCGCUCGUAGCGCUAGGUCUCCCUCCUUCCGACUCAAGCGAGCUCCACUCGAUUCUCUCCGCGGUCGAUCCAACGAAUACCGGCUUCGUCCCGUAUGCGCCAUUUGUGUCAGUCGCGGCGGCGAAAUUGAGGUCGCGGUCUGAUGAGGCGAUGUCCGCAGAGGUGGAUGCGGCGUUUCAGCUUUUCACGAAAGGAACAGAUGGGCCGAUUACAUUGGGGCAUCUGAGGCGCAUUGCGCGCGAGCUGAAAGAGGAUAACCUCGGUGAUGACUUACUCAGGGAUAUGAUUCUUGAGGCGAAUGGUGGCGCCGGACUUAACGCCGGAGUUACGCUGGAACAGUUUCAUGAUGUUAUGACUCGGGCUGGGGUCUUUUGAUCGCGCUUUGUUCCAUUAUCUUCUUUUUGGGUGGGUUAAAGGCGUUCGAGGUGGUGUACAGUUUUAGCGGGUGCCUAGGUUGGGGGUCUCAUGUUUAUGUCUUGUCGCAUCUUGUUACACAUACUGAGCUAGGUUUCAUCUGGUGCUCUUCUGCUUUCAUCAGACUACAUAUCAAGCUGUACCGACUCGACGUUGUCGGAAUACAAGU
This is a messenger RNA of Aspergillus novofumigatus IBT 16806, 836 nucleotides long. Its product is annotated as EF-hand superfamily Ca2+-modulated protein. The transcript is spliced from 3 exons. Bases 53 to 628 code for a protein of 191 amino acids. NCBI's taxonomy places the organism in Eukaryota, Fungi, Ascomycota, Eurotiomycetes, Eurotiales, Aspergillaceae. The record is from RefSeq and is a predicted model, not a curated record.